This is a messenger RNA of Oldenlandia corymbosa var. corymbosa, 2292 nucleotides long. NCBI's taxonomy places the organism in Eukaryota, Viridiplantae, Streptophyta, Magnoliopsida, Gentianales, Rubiaceae. The record is from the annotation of a GenBank genome assembly.
GAAAAAAAAAAGAGAGUAAAAAAGCUAUGUGUGCGUAUGUUUUAAUUAACGACAUAAUACAAGGACCAUCUUUAAAAAAAAUAAAAAUAAAAAUACUGUAAUAAUACAAGGAGGAAUACUGAUAUUUGCAUAAUUACAUCUUUAUUUUGGCGAGAAUUCUACACAAUCCCUAGUUAACGUGAGGAGGGUAUAAUCGGAAAUGCAGCAUCAUCUGUGUGUUAUAUAUAUAGAGUUAAGCAAAUUAGGGUUUCUUGUCACUCUCACAUCAGCUCUUCAUUUUCUCUAAACCCUCCCGCAGCUUUCUCCAUCGCCGCGCCGCAGCAAUGGCUUCCGAGAAGAAGUUGAGUAAUCCGAUGCGGGAAAUCAAGGUACAGAAGUUGGUUCUGAACAUCUCCGUCGGAGAGAGCGGAGAUCGGCUCACCAGAGCUGCUAAGGUACAUCUGCCGCACCCUGUAAAUAACUUUCAGUUUGUUGUUUUGAGCAUUUGGUCCAGGCUUCGUUUAUUCAAUGGAAGCAGAGGAAAGUAACUCACCUUUUUCCCCUUUUUUUUAUUUGGUCUUGAUAUAGGUCUUGGAACAACUUAGCGGCCAAACCCCUGUUUUCUCCAAGGGUACGCUCCUCCCCGAACUAGUUUCUUUGUUAUUAUUUAUUGUGGGGAAAUAAUUUCUGUGGAAUAUUGAAAAUUUCAGAUGCGAUGUUUGAAAGGAUGAGUUUAGGUUUUAGGUGUGUGAAUUAGACCUAAAUAAAAUAAACAUGAAGUGUUUUUUCUUUUGCGUUUGGUGUUUGUUUGGGGAAAGGUUGAGUGUAAUGUAAUUUGUUGCCCUUCAAAAGGGAUAAGAAGGCUUUUUAUCUGGCUGUUGUUUAGGACAUGUUAUCAGUCUGGUGAUUAGAUAUGAGCCUAUAUUUGUGACGGAUUUCCUGUUGAUUCCCUAUUGUAGUUCUAUUUGUUUAUUCUGUUUCUUUCGCCAGAUUAGUACUUUGUAAAUGCAAUCAAUAUUUUGAUAAUUUGUGAUUGGCUAUGGUUUUUAAUGUCAAGAACUGUUUUUCUUUUGUGCUUCCCCCCUCAUUUACUCUGCUGAUGUGUGUUUUAUGAAUAGUGUGUUUGAGGAUGAGAAACUCUUUGUCACCUGGUUUUUUUAUGUCUCUUACAGCUAGAUACACUGUGAGGUCUUUUGGAAUCAGGCGUAAUGAAAAGAUUGCUUGCUAUGUCACUGUUAGGGGUGACAAGGCAAUGCAACUCCUUGAGAGUGGCUUGAAGGUCAAGGAGUACGAGUUGCUCAGGAGAAACUUUAGCGACACUGGCUGCUUCGGCUUUGGUAUUCAAGAGCACAUUGAUCUUGGAAUCAAGUAUGAUCCGUCCACUGGUAUCUAUGGUAUGGACUUCUACGUUGUCUUGGAACGUGCUGGGUACCGGGUUGCUCGCCGACGUAGGUGCAAGUCUCGCGUUGGGAUCCAGCACAGAGUUACCAAGGAGGACGCAAUGAAGUGGUUCCAGGUCAAGUAUGAAGGUGUCAUCCUUAACAAGGCCCAGAAUCUCCCCACUGCUUAAGUGGUCAUCAUUAGACGAUAUUUUGUAGUAGAACAGUCCUUUUUAUCAUCUACAAAUGCUUAAGUUUUGUGAGAUUGCUGCAGACCAUAUAUGUUCGUUGGUACUAUUUAUGACGAAAGUGAAUUUAAGCUGCACAUCCUUUUUGGUUUAGUUUUGCCAGUAGUUAUUAUUGUUUCAGUUGCUGCGACAAGUACAUUUGGUUAAAUUUGGUUAGUAAAGCAUUGUUAUGGAUGCAUUUCAGUCUGUUAGUGUGAUAAAAUGUCUCUUGUUGGGUUUAGUGUUUAAUGUUUCAAGUCUUUUGGAGUUCAAUGUUCUGUAUUACCUCAGGAAACAAAACAGCAACCGUGUCCCCUCUAGGAGGAUGCCAUGGCAUAUGCCAUUUCUUGACUGUUAAUUUAAAAGCACUGCACAUAGAAGAAUGCCAUUUCUGGCCUGUUAAUUUGAAAGCCUCUUUUUGAAACACUGCACAACACUUUCACAUAUUUACAGCUCUAUAAACACUUCUGAGAUAGGAAGUAGAUGAAUUGGAAUUGUCAAGGCCAAUGGGAAUAACAAAGCUUGCUUGAAACCCAAUCACUUUACUUUCCGGGGGGACAUCGAAUCUAUUCUCCUUUCUGCUUAGUGUCUCUACCCAUAUGAGUUUCUGAUCCAGCUGUGAAAGGAAACUAUUGCCUCAUCUGCGCUGAAAUUUGUAACUAAGGGAGUGUUCUGAUGAGGUUAUCUGAGGGAGUGUUCUGGUAAGG